Molecule: messenger RNA, 1284 nt
Organism: Candidula unifasciata
Lineage: Eukaryota; Metazoa; Mollusca; Gastropoda; Stylommatophora; Geomitridae
Source: the annotation of a GenBank genome assembly
AUGGCUCAGUACAUUCAAGUGGUAGAGGAUGAAAGCGACGAACCAGUCGAAAUUCCCAUAGAAAAUGAUGGAACAUUGCUGAUAACGACGCUUUCUGCACAAUUUCCAGGCGCAUGUGGUCUUAAAUAUCGCAACCCAGAGAGUGGCGCGUUUCGUGGCAUUCGUCUUGUGGAUGGAGUUCUCAUUCCACCAGAUGGCAUUUCAUCUAUGUGGGGUAAUCACCAGUAUGUUGCGGUUUUUCCAAAAGAAAACAAACGUAAAGGUGAUGAUGGCUUUGAUAACCCUGUGGCAAAAACAAAACGGCUGGAUAACCAAAAAUGCUCUGACCUUAUUAUUCUGGGGUUGCCGUGGAAAAGUACAGAGGAUGAUCUUACAGAAUACUUUCAACAGUUUGGUGAACUUGUACUUGUUCAGGUAAAACGUGAUAUAAAGACUGGUCAGUCAAAAGGUUUCGGUUUCAUCCGAUUUGUCAAUUAUGAGUCUCAGGUGAAAUGUUGUGCCCAGCGCCACAUGAUUGAUGGCAGAUGGUGUGAUGUCACAAUUCCAAACUCUAAGGAUGGAAAUAAUCCAAUGAUGAACCGCAAAAUUUUCAUUGGCCGUGUGACAGAGGACAUCACUGCGGAUGAUUUGCGUAGCUAUUUUAGCAAGUAUGGAGAAGUGGUGGACGUAUUCAUUCCAAAACCACACAGAGCCUUCGCCUUUGUCACAUUUGCAGAUUCUGACGCCGCCCAGUCACUUUGCGGGGAAGACCAUAUUAUCAAGGGUGCCAGUGUUCAUGUCAGCAGUGCAGCUCCCAAGUCCUAUGAUAAGAAUGCAGAUCGCAAACAUUUUGGGCAAAAUGGUGGAGGCUAUGGCCAGGGAGGUGCUAACUACAACCAAGGCGGAGGAUGGAAUCAGAGCCGAGCAGCAGCAACUGCUGUUGCUCCUCCUGGUCCAGUUGGAGGCAAAAUGGUCAGUCCGCCAGAGGCAGCACAAGGAAAUAUUGGCAUGAACCUUCUAAACUCUGCUAUGCUUGCAGCAGCCCAAGCUCUGCUUCAGAACCAGGGAGCUUGGCCUGGCAUAAACCCAGGCCCCAGCCAAGGGGGAAGUGGAGGUAAUAUGGGAAGUGGUGACCACCAACCUCCAGUCAGCAGUCAUACCGGAUUUAAUAAUAUGGGGGGAGGAAAUGUUGGUAGUAGCUCAGGGGGUAAUUGGUGGGGAAAUGAAAACAACUCAUCCACAGGAGGAGGUCAUUAUGGAGGUUGGGGAGGCUCUCAUGGUAGCAGAAGUGGUGGUUGGAGCUAG